AUGGCAAACGACGGAGUGGCUACGAUGUUACGAGUGCAGCAGUAUGUCAACACCAUCGGGACCUCGGGAAAAUUCCCGGCUCAGUCAAACUGGUCUGUCGAUCCUGCAGUCAGUGAUACUGUUGCUGUUGACAUCGUGGAUCGAAAUUCCGAGCCCAAUUCUCACUCCAGUCCCAUUCACAAACCUGGGUUGAAUGGCUCAACCGAAAAUAAGGAUGCGGUGUUCGUCUCCCAAGGCAGCAUCGAAAAUGGCGCUGACGCGACAGGGCUCCCGCCGGAUGAGUGCUGGCUGUACAAAUGUCCUAAACGUUCUUCCACAUCUAACCAACCGCUCGAACCCAUCCAGCAUUGGUUGAGAGCUACAUUCGAUUCACCGGAUUCCAUAUUCUACUCAUCGCGUCGGAAUUUAUUGACUCGUUUGGAGAUUAUACUGGCAUCUGGUGGUCCGAUUGAUGCCUAUCGAUUUGGUGGCAGUGUGCCUUCUCUGAACCAAAUUCCACCCAGUAAACCGACUGAUUCGGUGCAAAGAGCCAGAAUGCCCCCGCCUUAUCCAAAUUUGAUUGAUCAGAGUCGUCGUAUUGCGUCGGCAGGUUCUUCGGAUAGUUUGUCCAUGACUAAUCAAAAUAAUAACGCUAACAAUUACGGAAAAUUGACAAAGCCCAAGUAUAGUCUGCCACCACAGUAUAGUAACAGCUGCGCGCACAGACCCGAUAGUAUGACUAACCUAUCCACGGGAACACAAAAUCUAUCACAGUCUCUUGGUGGACAGCUAAGUGGUCUGUUUUCUGGUUCUCCAGCUAAAACUGGCUCGUUGGAUGAACUGGAGCCAAACGCCAGUCGAACCAAUAUUCAAGAAAUUGCUCGAAUUCAAGAAGAUAAUCUUAAAGCAGACGUAGCUGCCAUGGCAGCAGCGGCUGCAGCAUCUGGUCGUCACGGAAGUCAUCAUUCAUUAGCCUCUCUGGGAAGACGCAGUCCAGAUGGAAGCUACUCUCGAGUCCCUAGUGCUCCAGAAAGUCCUCAUUCAAGUAACCCCCAACUUGCCGGCCCGAUAACUAAUCAACCAAUUGUUUCUCAUGUACAUCGACCCACAGUCGACCUGUCCUCAACUACGUUUGCAACUUAUAUGGUCCCCGAAGCAAUAAAAACUUCAACCGCAAAUGAGGGAUCUGCAGCUACUCACCCACCUCCGACACAUGUGCCUCGACUUCCACAGACUAAUAUUGGAGAAACCCGCCCUAUUCACACCGGUGUAGUGAACAAUAGCGGGCUCAACAUUCGACAUGCCUACUCGGCACUUCCUCAGAAACCAACAAUACCUACAACCUAUCAACAACUGUCUUCGGAUGUACAAAAUACAGGAAUGGGUACGGUUCAAAAUAUGUACGUACCACCUCCCACGGUGUCGUCGAGUGAACCGCGCAACCAGUUCGGUUUCCGCUCGAUGCGUCGCAUACCCGGGCCACAAUAUAGCCCAAGACCCCCAGCCUAUGUGCCUCCUUCUUUGCGUCCUAACCAUCAUAACGGCUCCUCCAUGGAAAAAUCCGGCUGA
This is a messenger RNA of Echinostoma caproni, 1548 nucleotides long. Lineage: Eukaryota; Metazoa; Platyhelminthes; Trematoda; Plagiorchiida; Echinostomatidae. The record is from the annotation of a GenBank genome assembly.